Physella acuta is the source of this 5782-nucleotide messenger RNA. RefSeq names its product zinc finger protein 271. Gene Ontology annotation, cellular component: nucleus. Lineage: Eukaryota; Metazoa; Mollusca; Gastropoda; Physidae. Gene Ontology annotation, biological process: regulation of transcription by RNA polymerase II. The record is from RefSeq and is a predicted model, not a curated record. Gene Ontology annotation, molecular function: DNA-binding transcription factor activity, RNA polymerase II-specific.
AAAUAUACUAUUGACAUAAAAAUGUUAGUGGCUCUUUAAAAACCGGGUAAUGUUGUAAAUUGUAACUUUUGGCUCUUAUGUCUCAAAAGGUUGCCGACCCCUGUAAUAGGCCUUUCAUAUUUCAUAUGCUGGUAAAUUAGGCCUAGUGGUAAUCUAUCGUUUUGGGUACGUAAAAUCGCCCGCGGCUAUUUAUGUACGAAAACGUUACCUCAUUGUCAAGGCUUUAAUAGAAGUAUAUUGUCAUAUGUUUGUGUCAAAUAUUAUAGAUAAAUGAAUAAUAAACCUAAAUCAAUAGCUAAAUAUAUCGAUAGGGGCCAGAAAUUAACUUUAAACAGCAGUGUCUGAGAGCAAGAUUUGCUAUAUAAACAGCAGUCAUUUGUAAAAUAGAGUGGCUUCCCCCUGAAUCUGGCGCUAUAAGCUUAUAAAAAUAAAACUUAGACAAGAUGGCUGCUAUAGUAAAUGAGCAUGGUUGCAUCUGUUGGAAACAUCGCUAGUCUUCAUUUAUUACGGAAAAGUUUUAAUUCAAGUGUUUAAAAACAGCUUUAGUCAUCAAUUUACCAGAUAAAAAUUAUACAGAAUGGAUGAGGAAGCUGAUUUUAAAACUUUGCCAAGCCUAUUCGAGCUUCUACAGGAAUGCAAUAAGGAAAUAAAAUCAGAAUUAUCCCCUAACAUAACUUUAGCUGACAUAAAGCCUGAUGUAAAAACAUCUUUAAUAACUUUAGAGGAAGUAAAACCAGAUGUAUCUCCAGCUUUAGAAAAAAUGAAAGUAGGUGUAUCAACACCAUUUACAACAGAUAACAUUGAACUGGAUUUAGGAACAUCAUGUAUAGCUUUAGAGGACUCAAAACCAGAUGUUUCAAUUUUACUAUCCACUUUUAAUGACAUUAAAUCAAAUGUAUCUCCAACUUUAGAAAAUAUGAAAAUAGAUGUAUCAACAUCAAUUACUACUGAUAACAUUGAAUCUGAUUUAGGAACAGCGUGUAUGGCUUUAGAGGACUUAAAACAAGAUUUAUCAACUUCUUUUUCAACUAUUGAUUAUACAAAAUUAGAUGUUUCUCCAUCAUUUUCAACAUUUGAAAACAUGAAAGAAGAUAAAUCAACAUUGUUUUCAAACUCCGAAGAAGGAAAGCCAAUUUCAUCAUUCAAGAGUGAAAACCAAAAUAGUUUUGAUGAACAAAUACAACCUCUACCACAUUUAACUACUUGUGGAGAAAAUAUCCCACGUAUUGAAUCAGAUAUUUGGACUGAAUUAAAAGAACUUAAGAUUUUGCUCACCCAUUCAAAUAAUAUUUUAUCUUCAAAUGUUCCCCUAAUUCAUAAGGGAACGGAAACCGAUCAGUGUAGUGAAUGUGAAAAAUUUGCCUGCAUGGACCAUAUCGUGUCAAAUUUGGAAAAAACUGAGAACUCAGAUGAAGAGGCUGUACGUUCAGAAAUCUGUAACCAUGUUAAAGAGCAUAUAAAAAAAAACACAGGUGAGAAACAACAUAAGGCUGUUUCUUUACUGCAAAACACAAUUCAUCAAAAAGAUAUGCAACACAAAUUUGACUCAAGUCAUGAAAAGAUAUCUGAGAAAGUUGUCUUGUCUACACAUAAUACAGCUCAGUUUGUUAAUAAGCUGCAUCAGUGUGACAUUUGUCACAGAAAGUUUUCUUGUAAAGCUUUUUUAUCCACACAUAAAAGAAAUAUUCAUUCUGAACAUCAAAAGUUAACCCACCAAGCUAAUUUAGAAUUACAUAAACAAAUUCAUUCUGGCCAAAAACAACAUGAAUGUGACAUUUGUCUUAAAAAGUUUUCACACCAACCUAGUUUAGCCAGACAUAAAAAACUACAUUCUGGACAUAAACCAUAUGAAUGUGACAUUUGUCAUAAAACAUUUUCUCGGAAAGCUUACUUAUUAUCACAUGAAAACACUCAUUCUGUAGAUAAACAAUAUGAAUGUGACAUUUGCCACAAAAAGAUAGCAUGCAAGUCUAGUUUGGUCAUACAUAAAAGAAUUCAUUCUAGUCAUAAACCUUUUGAAUGUGACAUUUGUCAUAAAACAUUUUCUCAGAAAGCUAACUUAAUAUCUCAUAAAAAAAUUCAUUCUGAAGAUCAAGCAUAUGAAUGUGACAUUUGUCACAAAAAGUUUCUUUACCAGUCAAGUUUAGUCAUACAUAAAAGAAUUCAUUCUGGUGAAAAACCUUAUGAAUGUAUUAUUUGUCAUAAAAAGUAUUCUCAGAAAAGUACUUUAGUGUCACAUCAAAAUAUUCAUUUUGGAAAUAAAUCAUAUGAAUGUGACAUUUGUCACCAAAAGUUUUUUUACCAGUCAUAUUUAGCCACACAUAAAAAAUUUCUUUGUGGCCAAAAACCUUAUGAAUGUGACAUUUGUCACAAAAAGCUUCUUAGCCAGUCUAGUUUAGCCACUCAUAAAAAAAUUCAUUCUGGAGAUAAACCAUAUGAAUGUGACAUUUGUCACAAAAAGUUUCUUUACCAGUCAAGUUUAGUCAAACAUAAAGUAAUUCAUUCUGACCAAAAACAAUGUCAAUAUGAAUGUGACAUUUGUCACAAAAAGUUAUCAAACAAGUCUGAUUUAGGCAGACAUAAAAGAAUUCAUUCUGGCGAAAAAAUAUAUGAAUGUGACAUUUGUCAUAAAAAGUUUUCUAGGAAAAGUUCUUUAGUAUCACAUGGAAAUUAUUUUCAUUCUGGAGAGAAACCUUAUGAAUGUGUUAUUUGUCAUAGAAAGUAUUUUCAGAAACGUUCUUUAGUAUUACAUGAAAAAGUUCAUUCUGGCAAAAAACCAUAUGAAUGUGACAUUUGUCAAAAAAAGUUUCUUGACAAGUCGAAUUUAGCCGCACAUAAAAAAAUUCAUUCUGGUCUAAAGCCUCAUGAAUGUGACAUUUGUCACAAAAAGUUUCCUUACCUUUCUAAAUUAGCCUAUCAUAAAAGAAUUCAUUCUGGCCAUAAACCGUAUGAAUGUGACAUUUGUCAUAAAAUGUUCACUCAGAAAACAUAUUUAGUAUCACAUAAGAAAAUUCAUUCUGGAGAAAAACCCUAUGAAUGUGACAUUUGUCACAAAAAGAUAGCAUACAAGUCUAAUUUAGCUCAACAUAAAAAAAUUCACUCUAGUUAAAUACCACAUGAAAGUGACAUUUGUCAUAGAAAGUAUUCUGAGAAAACUUUCUUUAGUAUCACAUGAAAAAAUUCAAUAGGCAGAUAAAUCUUAUGAAUGUGACAUUUGUCAAAAAAAAAAGGUUCUAUGCCAGUCUAGUUUAGCCACACAUAAAAAAAUUCAUUCUGGAGAUAAACCAAAUGAAUGUGACAUUUGUCACAAAUUGUUUCUUUACCAGUCAAGUUUAGUCAAACAUAAAAUAAUUCAUUCUGGCCAAAAACAAUGUGAAUUUGAAUGUGACAUUUGUCACAAAAAGUUAUCAUACAAGUCUGAUUUAGUCAUACAUAAAAGAAUUCAUUCUAGCGAAAAGCCAUAUCAUUCUAGCGAAAAGCCAUAUGAAUUUGACAUUUGUCAUAAAAAAAUGUUCUCAAAAAGCUCACUUAUUAUCACAUGAAAACACUCAUUCUGUAGAUAAACAAUAUGAAUGUGACAUUUGCCACAAAAAGAUAGCUGACAAGUCUAGUUUAGUCAUGCAUACAAGAAUUCAUUCUGGUCAUAAACCUUAUGAAUGUGACAUUUGUGAUAAAACAUUCUCAGAAAUCUCACUUAUUAUCACAUGAAAAAACUCAUUCUGUAAAUAAGCAAUAUUAAUGUGACAUUUGUCACAAAAAGUUUCUUUACAAGUAUAGUUUAGCCAUACAUAAAAAAAUCAUUCUGGCUAAAAAGAAUUUGAAUAUGAAUGAGACAUUUGUCACAAAAAGACAGCAUACAAGUCUGUUUGAGCAAUACAUACAAGAAUUAAUUCUGACAAAAACCCAUAAGAAUGCGACAUUUGUCACAAAAAGUUUUCUCAGAAAGUUCAUUUAUUGUAACACGUAAAAACCACUUCAAUCUGACAUUUGUCAUUGAAAUUUUGCCCAGAUAAUGAAUCUUUUUUUCAUUAAUUAGUUAACCAACCUUUUCCUUUUAUUGUUUAGCAUUUAUGAUAUUGUUCAUUAUUAGAUUCCAUUAAAUUUUAUAAUAGGGUAUCUUGUUAUUAGAAUAUGCAAUAGCUUGUGCAUAAAUGGAGGUUUCAUUACAUGAAGUUGGCAUGGGGGAAUGGGGUGGUGUGGGGGGUAAAGCAUAUGUUUUUUGGACAGUUACCAUUUUUAUGAAAAAUUAAUUCUAAUAGCCUAAUGUCCUGAUCAUGUACUUUUGUGCCAAUACAAAGAACACAGUGUAUAUUUCUUUAAACCAUUAUUGAGAUAUUGUAUUAAAUUGCAUUGUGUUGCAUUAAGUUUUACAUAUUUAAAAAAAGGAGAAAAUAAAUUAUAGACUACUAUUUAAAUAACUAUAAAAAAAAGCGUAGGUCUCUUCCUAAAUAUUAGUAAAGAUAUCCAAUAGAUACUAAAGUGUCCCACGCUUUUCUUUAUAGUUAUUUAAAUAGUAGUCUACGUUUUAGUGCAUUAGUACAUAAAAGUUUGUUAUUAAAACGUUUUUCAUGAUUUAUUUUUUGUUGUGUUUUGUUAUAUUGUGUUUUGUUGUUUCUACAGAGUCACAACUUAAAUAUUUGGACCUUAUGUAUUGUUUGGUGGGGUUUAACAUGGCAGGAUCAGUAGAUGGGGCAUGAAAGAGAUGAAUAUACUAUUUGUAGAACCGACUUCUGGGCUAGUAUACAUUAUGUUUAUCUAAAAACCACAAUAGUAUAUUUUAUAUUCUAAACUAUUUUAUCUAAAUGAAUACACAGAUAUAGUGGCUCUUAUGUUUAGAGGUCAUGACCCACCUAUAUCAGUAUAAUAAAGUUAGUCUAAAGACAGUUUUCUUGUAAUUACAUUACUUUAAAACAUAUUUCACCACAGUUUAUUUAUCUUGCAAUAUAGACAUAAAUUCUUAUAUUUCUAUAUCAGUAGCAACACCUCCUUCCAACCCCUUUUCUUUUUAUCUUAAAAUUCAAAUCUACAAAACCUAAUGAUUGAGAGAAUGUAUUUUAAACUGUUUUAUCUGAAUAUUGCACAGUAUAUUGGCUAGUUAUAGUAGUAAGCAAAGUUUAAGAUGGGAUUUGUUACAGAUAACAUGAAAUAGAAAAAGAGAAUCAAAGCAUGGGACCAGCUAAAAAAAUUUUAAAUCAAAUUAAAUAGAAUAUAUUUUGGUGUGUUUAUUUUUAUAUUUAUAUAUUGGCUGGGAUUUUAGGGCCUUUUAAAAACAUUGAUUCUGACUCUAAAUUUGCUUAAAGAUUGAAUUUGGUAUUAUAUAUUUCAGUCAUGUAAGUUGCAUUGAAAUUUUUUUUGGAUCCAGUAGUGGACCUAAAACAGAAAAUUCAACAUUAGUGAUCUAAGGUUGUUUUUGGAAUUGUACACAUUUUCAUUGUUUUUCUUUGUUGAAAAUCUUAUUUUUAUUGUACCAGGUGUACUUAUUGAAAAUGUUCAAAUAAAAGUUUAGAUUUUUAUAUAAUAUUUAUAAGGUAAUAUAUGUUUGCUUUUGUCAGUUGUAUCUGACCCUUGCCCCACCAAGUGAUCUAUUUCUAGAUUAUGGUGUUAGGUAAUUUACAUUUUACUUUGUUGAAAACCUUUUAUUUUUUCAUAAGGCCAUUUGCAGUGGUUGAAAUUUUGUUCAAAUAAAAGUUUUUACUUUUCUGUAACAUUUAUAAGUUCAUAUCAAUAUGUAACUUGUUUCCUCUGUCUUCCUGUCCAUCUGUCUUUCGUCAUAGUCCGAAAC